Molecule: messenger RNA, 1069 nt
Organism: Ceratosolen solmsi marchali
Lineage: Eukaryota; Metazoa; Arthropoda; Insecta; Hymenoptera; Agaonidae
Gene: Jupiter
Product: microtubule-associated protein Jupiter
Exons: 6
Coding region: 254-1015 (253 amino acids)
Cellular component (GO): nucleus
Source: RefSeq, a predicted model, not a curated record
CGACGACGACGAUCCCUUCCCCUUGCUUGCUCUAUACGUGCGAGAGAAGAUUCCCUUGACUGACGCAGGACCGCCAAGGUCGUUGCGAUUGGACCGUGCCAAGAGCGUGCCGAGGGUCGCGUUCGCUCACGACAUUUCCACAACCCCCCGAGCAUCCGGGGAUAACUAUUGUUCGGCCACGCGCGGACGACGUACUUUGCCGCGGAUCUGCGAGGCUUUCAGCAAGGAUUAGCAAUUAAAGAGGUUUUUCGUUAUGGCGACCUACGCGGCCUAUAGGCACGUUGAACUCGACAACGUCGGCUACGGGAAGAAGAGGGUGUUAAAGCCACCUGGCGGCGGGAGCAGCGAUAUCUUCGGCUCCGGUAACGAGGUCGACAGUCCCCGACGCGUCAAGCAAAACUACAAUCGGUCACAGCUUGGCUCCAACUUCUUCGGGGAUCAGCAGCAGCAACCCUCGUCCAAUGGGAGUAGCGAAGUGGAGACGCUGCGCAGAAAAUCUGGUAAAGAUUCACACGCACGACUGUUCGGUCCUCACGGUGACCCAACCCCAAACCCGAAAAAUCAUAUGCGCAGCAACAUAUCCUUUAACUACACCGGCGUACAGCCGAAUAAGUCUGCGGAUCACGUCGACCGCAGCAACUAUGAUUACUCGAUCAAUGGCAAUGGAGUUGACAGCGAAAUCGCAUUUAGGAGAAGCAAGCGAUUUCGAAUGUCGACCUGCAUGCCACGCAACCCGGUCACCGGCAACGGCAUUUACGUUAAGCCACACGGGUGUAGACGCAUCGUGAUGAGGAAAAAAGAUGGGAACCCCGUCACGGGCACUGGCUACGAGCAGCCAACGAACAACUUGUUGAGCGCCCAGCACAAUGGAAACGGUAUUGGCCACGGCCAUGGAGGUGAUACGCCGAGUAUCGCCAGCGACAAGUCCAGCACCGAUUCAUCCCCGAGCGCCGGCGGUGUCGCCCGGAUGAAGAAUCGCGUACCGCCCGGUGGCUACUCAUCCGGCCUCUGGUAAAUGAAACGACGACCAGCGCUCAGCGACAAGGACGGAGACUGAAUGAUACGUCGG